UCCCCCCUCGCUGCGUGCAUCGUGAUCUAGUGGAUGCAGAGUCUUGCAGAGAGAACGCAGGGUCACCUUCUGUCAUUGCGAGGUGGAAAUACCGAAUUCACCCCAGCGCAGGCCACCUGGUAGUAGUUCACCUGAGCAGCAUCAGCAGCAGGUGACCUCCUGCAGGGGACCAACAGCUAAACUCUCCAAAGUGGAUGGAAACCUGACCGAUCAUUGCUGAAGAAGUGCCCCAGGAACCCGGCUCGGCUGCAGAGGACAGGUUUAGUCAUCAGAGUGCUUUGCCACAUCCAGGAAAAUGUCUGGCUCCUACGAUGAAUUUGCCGUCGCUGACGACACCAUGGACAGCUUCUGGGAGGUGGGGAACUACAAACGCGCUGUCAAAAGAGUAGAUGACGGCCAUCGGCUCUGCAAUGACCUCAUGGGCUGCCUGCAGGAACGUGCCAAGAUAGAGAAGGCUUAUGGUGAUCAGCUAACUGCAUGGUCCAAGAGGUGGAGACAGCUCAUCGAGAAAGGCCCACAGUACGGCUCCGUGGAAAGAGCGUGGCUGGCCGUGAUGACGGAGGCGGAGAAGGUGAGUGAGCUGCACCAAGAUGUGAAGAACAACCUGAUGAACGAGGACGUGGAGAAAGUAAAGAACUGGCAGAAGGAAGCCUACCACAAGCAAAUGAUCGGAGGCUUCAAGGAGGCCAAGGAGGCAGACGAAGGCUUCAAGAAGGCUCAGAAACCGUGGGCCAAAAAGCUCAAGGAGAUGGAGGCAGCUAAGAAAUCGUACCACAUGGCCUGCAAGGAGGAGAAGCUGGCUGCGGCCCGCGAGGCCAACGGCAAGACGGAGGCUUCCGUCACGGCAGACCAGCAGAAGAAACUGCACGAGAAAGUGGACAAAUGCAAACAGGAUGCGCAGAAGGCUAAAGAGAAGUAUGAGAAGUCUCUGGAGGAGCUGAAUAAGUGCACCCCGCAGUACAUGGAGAGCAUGGAGCAGGUCUUUGACCAGUGCCAGCAGCAUGAAAUCAGGAGGCUGACCUUCCUCAAGGAGGCCCUGCUGGACAUCAAACGCCAUCUUAACCUCACCGAGAACCAAAGCUACAGCACAAUAUACAGAGAACUGGAGCGCACCAUCCUGUCUUCAAACACACAAGAGGACCUGAAGUGGUUCAGCAACAACCACGGGCCUGGGAUGCAUAUGAACUGGCCCGCGUUCGAGGAAUACAACCCGGACCAGGCCGCCGCUCCGCCAAAGAAGAAGAAGCCAGACGGAGCCCCGCCCACUCCGAGCACCGACCACGUGGCGCCACCUGGUGACCGCAGCAGCGUGAGCAGCUAUGAAAAGAACCAAGCGUACUCGACCGAGUGGUCCGAUGACGAGCAGCCCGCCACGCACUCUGGCAACGAAAACGGCGGGAACGGGAAUUCUUUUGAAGAGGAUUCCAGCACCGGGAAAGCAGUCCGUGUCCGUGCUCUGUACGACUACGAAGGCCAGGAGCAGGACGAGCUCACCUUCAAAGCAGGUGAGGAACUGACCAAGACCGAGGACGAGGACGAGCAAGGCUGGUGUAGAGGUCGCCUGGACAGCGGCCGAGAGGGACUCUACCCGGCCAAUUACGUUGAGCCGAUCUAGGGGCGUCACGGGACAAGGACACGCCGUUGGAGGCAGCUUGAACUGUCCCGUCCAAUUGCAUCGCACAUAGCCAGAGACUUAAGAGCAACACAUCCCCUGCCCAACAGACGCGCCAGGCAGUCUCGCCUAAAUCAAAACUUAGUAAUCUAAAAGACAGUAUAUCCGUAUAAUAUAUUUUAUCCAGCAUUUGGGGUGGGUGGACUUACACAUUUAAAACCAGGAGCAGCGGUUGUUGCGGUAUAAACACACUCAACUAUAACAUCAAGACGGUGCAGGAACGCAUUGCUUCUCUGUGUAGCUGUGAUUAACACGUGAUGCAGCUUAUUUAAACUUGCAGCAUACAGCAGCCCGUUCUCUUGUGACAAUGGGAACAUAAUAUAAUCAGUUACGCCCCCAACCUGCAUUGUGUAUAUACGGUUUGACGCCAUUUCUGUGUAGCAUUUCCAAUGCUGUGUGUGGUCAGUCGUCAUUCUUACAUCUGGAAUGCUGUGUAGUGUUAAAAUGUACCACCAACAAUAUCCUCUUUUGGGUUUUUUUCUUGUUUUUUUUAUUUUUUAUUUGUGAUUUGGUCCAACCUCCAGUGUGUGCAGUGCUAUGUGUUUUUAGCUGUUUUCUGAACUUUGCAUAGCAGCAUGUGCUAUGCAAAAGAAAAAAAAAGACCUGCAUUCCCUGAAUCCUGCAGCCUCGUUUAGGCUUCAACUCGAUGCAACACUUCAACUACAAAAUGCAGAAUUCAGUGAUUUGCGUCACAUUCUUCUGGACACGCUUCUGUUUUUAUGAAAGGAGGCUCGUCGAUGAACUGGUUUUCCGUUUGCUCGCUUCUUUUUCGACAUCACAAACCUGUUGACAUAAUCAGAGGCUUUCAUUCUUGGUUCAGUAAUUCUUCUCUAAUCUUAAUCCACCACUGCUUACACGAGUGAUCCAUCCCCGAAGAGCGAAGCGCGAUCAAGUCACCUUCUCCAGCUCGCCGCUGCAGUAUGAGCGGUGGGUUCUGAACAAUGCUGCAGGGCACUUUUCUUCCAGAGCGAGGGCCCAAUGGAGGAUCGUUGUCUGAAGAUGGAAGCCUCUUCAACCGGACACGAAUGUACCAGUGUUUGGGCUCGUUGUCGAAGCGCGGUUUCUCCACCGUCAUUUGACGCCCGACCUAGCAAAGAGCACUAGGUGUGUGUGUGUGGCCCGUUUCCCUGCUGAGCCAAAGAAUGACCCAAUACCAUCAACUAUCUGUUUUCCGUCCAUGCAAAAACUUCACAUAUCACAGGUGAAACAGCCUCAGUGGGGAUCAAGUUGCAGCUGCCUCCCAGUCCACCCGAACUCCAUUUGUCUGCUAAAACACAGCAGUGACCAGGGGAACACAUUUGUCUCCAGUGCUGCACUGCAUGUAAGAUGACCCGCACACAGUGUAUUAAAUGGUCAUUUUUAAACCCUUAACUUAAUAUAUAGAAAUUAAAUUAAAAGUCAUCAUCAUGAUUAGUGAGUCACAUUGCUAAGAGUUGCACCUAAAUCUCUGAUUAGAUGGAACAGAUGCUUUUUAUCGUCCGGAUGUUUUUAAAUCUCACUGGACCAACAGCGGCCAGAUGUGUUUAGCUCUGUGUCUGGAACAGGAUUUGACAGGUUUGGAUCUCACACAUGAGGAGAAACACAUCACCAGCUCACAAGUUGUGUCUUAGAGUAAAGCUGUCCAGCAUAGCAAAAAGGACUACUAUCAUUAAACUGUCCCACUUCCUUGACGUGUGUAUGCACACACAGACUCACAUACACACAAACACACAGAUAUAUACUAUAACUAUAUAUAUAUAUAUAUACACACAGACACACACAUGCAUUUAAAAUGACUAAAAAUGACAAAACCAUAAUCCAUGUUACCAGGUUAAUAUUUUGGGCGAAAACAUCAUCCAGUGUGUAUGAGUUGUGUAAAUGUAAUAGAAAAAAAAGUUUUAAAAAAAUGCAAGUGAUUGACUAUUAAGACAAAAUGUAGUGUUAUAAAUGUAAAUGUGAUUCAUUAAAAUAACAGCAAUGGAAAACAUAUUAAGAAAUAGGUACCAUAUCGUAUGAAUUUCAUUGCAAUGGAAUCGUCAGUGUAUCAUAAAAGCGUGACGUUCUCCCACGCUGUCAGAUUUGUAUAUGAUGAUGUAAUUUAAAGAUUAUAUUCUAUUGUAACUGUACAACUGUGUUGAGUUGGAAAAUGAGACCUAACCACGUUGAGGCAGUAAAAAGGUGUACAUGUAAAUGCUUUUUUAUGUUGAUGAUCUCUUCCUUAUGCACACAGGGGACAGCAGCUCACGUUGUGGAAACCCUCUAUUAGCGGUCUAGAAGAUGUGUGUUCAUAGUUAGUGAUGUACUUUUAUCUCCUAACUGGUGUAGUGCCUGUUCAUCUUGAUGUAACAAGACGUUCAUUUAAAUAUGCAUAAAGAUGAUUAUGAUCACAGAUAUAAUAAUGAUGAUA
This is a messenger RNA of Gasterosteus aculeatus aculeatus (three-spined stickleback), 4058 nucleotides long. RefSeq names its product protein kinase C and casein kinase substrate in neurons 1a (gene pacsin1a). Gene Ontology annotation, biological process: cytoskeleton organization; neuron projection morphogenesis; regulation of endocytosis. Lineage: Eukaryota; Metazoa; Chordata; Actinopteri; Perciformes; Gasterosteidae. Gene Ontology annotation, molecular function: protein binding; phospholipid binding. The record is from RefSeq and is a predicted model, not a curated record. Gene Ontology annotation, cellular component: cytoplasm; endosome; plasma membrane.